Molecule: messenger RNA, 844 nt
Organism: Salvia splendens (bonfire salvia)
Lineage: Eukaryota; Viridiplantae; Streptophyta; Magnoliopsida; Lamiales; Lamiaceae
Exons: 3
Coding region: 100-462 (120 amino acids)
Source: RefSeq, a predicted model, not a curated record
CAACGGAGAAGCACUGCUGAAACUCAAAUUCAGAACCAUCUAUGCUUUUGGUGUAGCACAAAGGAUGUGAUAUGUUCUACUAUUGUUUUCUUCUUGCUAAUGCUUUCUAGCUCCCUUGUGAUAACACAUGCUGUCGAAGUGAAUAAAAAUAAACCUCUUUUCCCGAUCUCGAGGAACCAACCGAACCAGUGGUCGUCACUACCGCCGAGCAUGUCUCAUCUCCACCUGAGUCAUCUCAUCCAUCAUCACCUUCUGAUCAUCCUCAGACGAUAUCCGAGGAGUACACGGGGAGUGCCACCAAAACGGUACUCACCUGAGAAAAUUGGAAAGAAGAGCAGACACGGGGUGACAAACUUUGUGCAAGGCAAUCUGACCAAGAUGGCCCGAGCCUUUGAGGCGGCACUAUAUGAAGAAGAGGAAAUCCCACAAACAGCGGAGGAAGCCAUGAGGCAUGAGCAUUGACGAGAGGCGAUGUUUACUGAAAUGAAGGCCUUGUUGAAGAAUAAUACAUGGGUGAAAGGCAAGCUACCAGAUGAUGCAAAGACUGUGGGAUGUAGAUAGGUGUUUACGAUCAAACGGAAACCAGAUGGCACAAUAGAUCGCUACAAAGCCAGACUUGUGGCGAAAGGGUACACCCAGACAUACGGCGUAGACUAUGCCGAAACUUUCUCACCAGUGGCAAAGAAAAAAACAAAGUACUACUAAGAAAGAAAAUAAAAUAGAAAUAAUGAUAUUUUUAUUUUAAAAAAAUAUGUCAAUUAGAGUGUGACAUCCAAAAAAAGAGAAGGAAAUAUGUUAUUUAGAAUAAGACGAAGAUGAUAUGAGUAAUAAAAAAUUAGAAUGU